AAAUUGCACAAAUGUCAAAAAAAAAGUUCAAGAACUCUCAGAAAUGAAUGUUGUGUACGCAAUUUAUUAAAUUUUAUUUAAAACUAUAAUUUGUCGACAUUGUUUUCAAUGGAAUGAAACCAAUUGAUUUAAAUUCACAAUUAGAAAAUAUUGGUAGUGCUAAAGAAAUAAUCACAAUUAGCCAUGAAGGGCUAAAAUGUGAGCAAAUAGCUGCUAACUUUGACCAGUCCAAUCAAAACAGAAUGGUUGUCACUGCUAAUGAAAUUCGUGGAAACGCUGCCGCCGCCGCUGCCUCUUUACACAUGGAAACCUUUAUCACAAGUACAGCCUUCAAUAUUGAAGCAACUGACAAUUUAGCGCAUUUAAAAGUCGAUGUCGAGAGUAGUGAAUUCUUUACGGGCAAUUUUGAGCCUUCCGCCGAUGCCAAUCGACUUCCUCGAACAAUAACAACAAAUUCGGCUGAUUUACAAGGUCGAUUCGAUGGCUCCGAGAGUAGCGAGAAUAAUUGCAUGUGUCCUGAAGUAUUUCCAAUUCGUUGCAAGACUACGAAUGCUGAAUUGCAUAGGAAUAAGUUGGGUUCGGGUGCGAGAGGGGAAUGUAUUAAAUACAAAGAAAAAUGGUUCACUCCAAGUGAAUUUGAAAUAUUUUGCGGUCGAGGAUCGAGCAAGGAUUGGAAGAGAUCUAUUAAAUAUGGUGGACGGAGUUUGCAGUCGCUGAUUGAUGAUGGACUGCUGAGGCCGCAUGCAACAAAUUGCAGUUGCAAUGUUUGUUGUGAUGAUAUUACUGGUUCUGGUCCAGUCAGAUUGUUUACUCCAUACAAGCGAAGGAAAAGGAAUAGAAACAGUGAGAGAAAUGAUGGAGGCGGAAUUCAAAGCAGAGCUUCCGAAUUACAGGUCAAAACGAAUGAUAAUUGCGGAAGUUAUACAGCAAGUGAUGGCUCAUGCAAUACCAUAACUAACCACGAUAUUUUCCUUGAUCCAAGAAAUCAUAAUUCAUUAGGUCUUCAUUUCAAUCACCAAAUGCUGAACAAUUUAGAAAACAUUUGUUCAACAAUGACCAAAGCAACAAAUGAUUUCAAAAGAAUUAUUGCUGAAAUGCAAAGUGCAUAUGAUAAAACAAUCGAUUUACUAACAAAACAAAAAACCAUACUCCAAACAAAUUCCAAGCCUGAUUCUUCCAUGUCGAUGGAUCAAAAUAAUGUUUCAGGAUCUUUGUUAAGCAAUGAUUUGUUAUCAACGAAAAAGUGUGCAAAUUGUAAUCGAGAAGCUUUGGCUGAAUGUUCUUUGUGCAGAAAAACUCCAUAUUGUUCGAUAUUUUGCCAGAAAAAAGAUUGGAAUUCGCAUCAAGUUGAAUGCGGUCGAAAUCCAUUGGAGACAGCCGAUCAAAUAAUGCUACUUGUCGAUGAGCAAGUAUAAUUUAAACAACAAGAUAAUGCGCAUGUAUGUGCAGGUGUGCACCAAAAUAAAUAAUCUAAUUUUGUGCACUUAACAACAACAAACAACCAUUAUGUUUAAUUUAAUCAGUUUUAUUGUAGUUAUAAUCAAACAAAAUUAUUUUUAAGCAAAACAGAGUUUUCCUUUUUUUCUAAUAAAUCUAAAAUAUAUAUCGUUAAGGCUA
Messenger RNA from Episyrphus balteatus (marmalade hoverfly), 1617 nucleotides. RefSeq names its product deformed epidermal autoregulatory factor 1 (gene Deaf1). The transcript has 5 exons. The record is from RefSeq and is a predicted model, not a curated record. The coding region runs from base 114 to 1415 and encodes 433 amino acids. Gene Ontology annotation, molecular function: DNA-binding transcription activator activity, RNA polymerase II-specific; RNA polymerase II cis-regulatory region sequence-specific DNA binding. Gene Ontology annotation, biological process: positive regulation of transcription by RNA polymerase II. Lineage: Eukaryota; Metazoa; Arthropoda; Insecta; Diptera; Syrphidae.